UUAGUGAGAGUGAUUAAUUGGUAUUUCUGAGCAGGCAAACGCAGAUGGCAGAGUGCAACAAGGAAGAGCGUGUCCAGCAAACGGACAGGGUAAAGAAAUACGGUGGUCUUGGCCCAAAGAAGCCUUUGAUAUCCAAAGAUCAUGAACGGGCAUUCUUUGAUUCAGCUGACUGGGCAUUAUGCAAGCAAGGUGCAGCAGUGAAUCAACUGUCUACAACAGCCAUAGAAACAUUGCGACCAAAACUACAUAGAACACCCCACCAGCAGCUUUCUCCAAGAAAACCUGCCUGCACGUCUGGCCAAGAAAAUCUGGAGAUUUAGUUAUAAAUGUGUAGAUGGAGUUACUGUAAUAAAUCAUGAAUCAUGGUACAAUUUUAUUAUUGAA
Messenger RNA from Abrus precatorius (Indian licorice), 384 nucleotides. RefSeq lists its product as uncharacterized. The record is from RefSeq and is a predicted model, not a curated record. Bases 45 to 320 code for a protein of 91 amino acids. NCBI's taxonomy places the organism in Eukaryota, Viridiplantae, Streptophyta, Magnoliopsida, Fabales, Fabaceae. The transcript is spliced from 5 exons.